This is a messenger RNA of Lymnaea stagnalis (great pond snail), 12002 nucleotides long. Lineage: Eukaryota; Metazoa; Mollusca; Gastropoda; Lymnaeidae. The record is from the annotation of a GenBank genome assembly.
CUCGUUGUGUAGAUAAGAGGGUCCUGUUCGAGAUAGCAAGUUUCAUUGGGCUAUAUAAGCCCGUGGGAAACCAGGUACUAGAAUGUCUGGUUGGUCAAAGGAGCGUCGUGACACAAUGGGGCUGAUGAGUUGGAUGGUCCUGCUGACCCUGGGUCUGCUGUCACUGCACCUUGCAGGUAAAAACGUGUCUUUUGAUUGUGCAUGGUCAAUUUAUUAUGUUAAGGGGGGGAAAAAACAAGAUUCUUAGUGCUAUAAUAUUUUGCAUGGGUUUGCUUAUCUGAAAUGUCAAUUUCGUGGUUUAAAAAUUCUUGUGAAUCGGCGUCGUCUUGAACAGCUUAAAACAUAUUGGUUGCGUGUAUUGUUUUUAACAUCAAUCCCAGAUUGACUAGCCUCACGUGCUAAGCACUGUUACGCCUCCAGUAAUUAACAUUGUCAGACGGUCUCUGAAUGAAAAUGUUAGUCCUGUCAACAACAAUGAAAUUAAUUUGUUUAAAUUAGAAAUUUGGGCCUACAAACAUUACAUUUUAAAAAAAAAAAGGUCUCAUUUGGUCAAAACGGAAGUUAUGGCCCAUUUUCCUUUAAAAUUCCAUUUUGCAAGUUUCACAAAGCACACACACUCACUUUCUUUUCAGAGACAAUCGUAAUAAUUGUGUAGCAUAGGAAACAAAACUGUUUUUAAAUUUUAGCUAUCUCCAAAACAGAGAUAUUAUCUAUUGAAUGCGUUAUCCGAAAGCAACGCGGACAUUUAUGAUUUCAGUUUCAUUGACUACUCUAAACCUCCUUGCAAUAAUAUAUUAUUAUAAUUCUGUAAAUUUGGCAUUAUACCUUUAGGGUAAUAGAAAUAAGUCUCAACGCUGGGAAAAACAUAUUUAUGGUGCUCAAAACAGAAUUUCAUUUGAUCUUAGCUGUUAAACCGUAAAUCUGCUUUUCAUCCUCUUCAUUUUGGCUCAUGUGUUUUUCAUAGGUCCUCAUAAACAUUCUAUCUCAUUAAUGUUGCGUGGUUUUUGUUGGGCUUUGGGGCUUUGUUGUUUCUUUUUUUUUGUAGUUUUGUUUGUUUGUUUUUUUUGUUUUUUUUGCUUUAGUGAGUGUGUAUGUUUGUUUAGAAUCUAUUUGUUUUUUUUUUUAAAUUUUUUGGUUUUUUUUUGUUGUUGUUGAAAAUAUGAUUUUUACCUAAUGACAUUUCUCUUAGUAUGCAUUUCAUUAAAUUAAAACAAAAUUUAGUCACAAAUAAGGUAAUUUUGCAAAAAAAAAAAAAAAGCUCUUUGCGCCUACAUGUGAUACUUUCAAUGUAUCUUGUUUUGUCAAAGUGUUUAUGUUUAAAAUAAAGUGUUUGCCCUCCGUGCGUUUCAUGCCAUUUCAUUGUAUAGCUUUAUUCAACACGUUUUACGUUGGUUGCAAGCGAAUGAUCCCCUGAGAACGCCCCGAUAACUGUAAAACCAUAUGUUUUCUCGUCACAUUACUGAAGGGAUUUCUAGUAUAUUCCCAUGCAUCCACCCCAAAAAGCUUUAGAACAAUACAAAAUAUACAACAACAAAAAACACAAGAUCAGCGGUUUUCAGCCUCUGGGUCGGGACCCUUUUGGGAGUCAUACGACCCUUUCACAGGGAUCGCCUAAAACCAUCGGACAACACUUAUACUCCACAGUUAUGAAGAGGAAACGAAAAUAUUUUUUGUUUGUUUGAGGGUCGCCAGCCGGAACACGAGAAACUGCAUUAAAGUGUCGCGGCAUUAUGAAGGUUGAGAACCACUGCACUGAUUGUUAGGACCUAACUUGGCGUAUUAAAGCACGCCCAAUUGAAUAGAUGCGCACAAGCAAAUGUAGUCACUGAGCUUCGGUUAGGUGCAUUUUAAGUGGUAGGAAUGGAGGUGUCUAACUUAAGCCGUUUGGUGGAUAAUGGGAUAAGGUGGACGGUGACUCCAGAAAUCGUGAAGGGUUUUAGUUUGAAAGAAAAUGGUUUGAUGGUGUUUGUUCAUUUAGGGGUUGCUGAAACAGGUUGAUGGUGGGAGGUUUGUGUAAGGGGUUCAACUUAAAUCCAUGUAUGGACAUAAUUUUUUUUUUAUCGUUCAUAAUCAGUGGCCUUUAUUCAGAUAUUACACAUGCAUGCACACAUUUAUACACGCACACAUUUAUACAUGCACGCAUUUAUGCAUGCACGCAUUUAUGCAUGCACGCAUUUAUGCAUGCACGCAUUUAUGCAUGCACGCCUUUAUGCAUGCUCCAAUGUCGUAGUUAAUAGAAAGUCAGAAAAGAAAAAAAAAAGUUAGUUUGAGAAUAAGUCAAAAAAUAAACAUUGUAAGUGUCCACGACGUGUUUGCUAUUAACUUUAUCCGAACAGAAAAUAUAUUUGUAAUUAUAAUGACCCAAUUUUCUUUUGAUCAAUUUACUUAAUUAUAUUUUUGAAAUGUCAACCAUGCUCUUGCCAUUACUAACAAUAGGAGUUUUCAAGGAUCUGUCUUCCACUUUGAAGAACUUUGUCUUUAGACGCGUUAAACUUGCGUCAUUUGGGGAUGAGUACGUCUGUGACGUGUCUAAAAUAGAGCAGUCAUUUGGGGAUGACUGCAUCGGUGACAUGUCUGCAACGUAACAGUCAUGUUGAUUUCUCUUCUAUCUUUGCCUUCAAUCUCGGGAGAUUCUUUAAGACAUAAUGAAAGGGUAUGAUUCAACAAUGAUUAGUUGUAUAGGUUAGAUCAGCGUUCCCAAAAUGGCGGUCCGCGGACCGGCGCUGGUCCGUGAGCCUUACGUUGCCGGUCCGGACAACAUUAAAAUUUAUGGUGGAAUAGAAGGAAAAUAUGAGUAACAAAUCUGCCACCGGUCCCGGGUGCAAUUCCCAAUCUUGCUCACAGGUCCGACAAGCUUAAAAGUUUGGGAAACGCUGGGUUAGUUGACUCACUUGGUUAGGGGGAGGGGAGGCGAGCGGUGAGUCAGAACUUUAGUAAUUCAGACGUGUAUCAAGGUCCUUAGGUCAUAUCUAGGGAUGCACUUAGUUCACUGAGGUAACACAGUUCACUUGUACUGUUUUGUUCAGAAAGAUUACAGAUGACAGUUUCAUAAGCGCCUACAUUCCAUCACAAAAUUGGUCGACUCUUUUCAAGAGAAAAGUGUUCCAUUUUAAAUGAAAGGCUUUAAAAAUGGCCUAAGACUAUUUGAAUCGUAUUUAAAUAUGUUAAGUGGUUGUGUGAACAAAAAAUAAUUUAAUUGUACCAAGACAGACUUCUUAUCGCCCAUAACGAUGGGCGGAUUGCAACGCAACUGUGCAGUCAAGUGCUUUUUGUGUGUCUUCAAGUUCCCAAACGUUAUCAUACAGGAUUCUAUUCGAGUGUCUUUGAGAGUUACCUCUAGAUACUUGUUUUACAUUUUCUGGGCGUAUACACAGAUUCUGUUGCGAGGGUAUUGAUAAGCUUUGGCAACAGCAAGUGUCAGCAAGCACAAAUGAGGACAAGGGAUGCAAGUUUUACCUGAAGUAGCGGGCUGAAAUUAUUCAAUAUAAUUAUUUAGUGCAUUUUUUCAUAGAAUUUGUGUCAGAAAGUACUAAUUGAUCAUUGACAUAUUUAGCAAUUCAAUCCAUUUAGAAAAAAAGAAAAAAGACUUUACCGUCGUAAAUUUGAAAUUUAAAAAAUAAAACAAAUCUUUCUAAAUAAGAUGUUAUUUUAUAAUGCCGGCUCAUUCAUCAUUCAACCCGUCUGACACGAAAAAAAAUUAGAAUCAUUUCGCUAAGCACACUUCUCCACGGACCAUCAAUCCUGAUAUUUUUUUUUUAAAUCUAGAAGGAAAAAAAUGUGAAGGCUUAAAUCAUUGAGCCAGUCACAAUCCAUACAUUCUCGAUUAAACAAUAAAGAGAGAUAAAAGUGAAGCAGCGCAUGAUAUCCAUCCUCUUUGGUUUUUCUCUAAAAAUUCCGUCGAUGAGAUUUCUUUCAAACAAAUUUCCGGUUAACCGUAAAACAUUCUCAACCCCGAGACCAGGGGACAACCCGUCACUACAUCUCACAACAAUAAAGACACAGCCCCAGCCAUGGGUUCUUGUACAGUAUAAGCUAGGAGCAUCCACAGCGACACGCGAUUAGUUAAGUCAUUAGCAGCGAGUCAUGUUUAAGUGCACACUCUGCAUGACCUAGAGCUGAAUUUCUAACACAUUUUCCUUUAACGGGAUCUAUUUUGUCGAUGCAUAUUUGACUUUAUCCCAAAAAGCGCGUGAGGCCACCUUGAAGUUGACCAUAGGCCGCGCAGCUCAGUUUGAGUGUCACGUGAAUUGUAAAAGACAAAAUCAUAAUUCCUAACACGGGUACAAACUCAGUUACCUUGAGGGCAAAGCAAUUUUUUUUUUGAACCUCAGGCUAGCAUUUAAAUUGUAUACUUGAAAUAGUGUUUUAGCUAUCUUCUGAAUUUAACAUCUUUCUUUUGUAUUCUUUAACAGAACAUCACACCACUCUGAAAGUCUCGACUCUGCAUCGAAGUCGCGCAUAGAUUUGUUCUAAAAUAGUUAAGCUAAAUUACUGUAAGAACCUGACUGGCGGCUUGUUGGAAAUGUUGAUAUUUUUUUACCUUACUUUUAUCCCUCCAAAAAUAUACAUGAAACACUUUAACUAAAUCUUAAACUCUCUUGUCACUGGAACUUACAAAGCUUGCAACAGUGACCGGACACUUGUAGAUAAUAGCUCUGUACCAUGAUCAGACAAUUUAAACAGCUGAAAACACGUGAUCUACAGCCGCGACACUUUUCUGCACGAUCUUUAUUUAACGUUAAAAAAUAAUUGUCAAACACAACAGCAUUUCCAAUACCUUGAGCCUCAUCGUUGUUUUAACUUGAUCGCAGUCUCUCUCUCCCAAUUCAUACAGCUACUUAAGUCGUCAGGAUACAGUUUUGUUAUGUUGUUGUUUUCGGCUCUUUACUAAAUAGUGUGUUUUUACCAUGUCUCUCUCUAUAUAUAUAUAUGUGUGUGUGUAAUAAAUGCUCACGAGUUAAUUUAAUAAAGGUAAAUAAUAUUUUUCAUUCACUCCAGAAAGCCAGCUGUGUAACGGAGCUAAUGCAGGUGCUUAUCCCCACCCCAGUGACUGCACCAAGUACAUUUUGUGCGUAGCUGGUGAAAGUUUCGAAAGAACGUGUGCCACGGGAAACUAUUUUGACUCCAAACGGAAUGCGUGCAUGUUCCCAAACAACGAUUCCACCUGUGCCAAUGGCGUCCUGCCAGCGUUCGUUGCCUCAGGUAUUGCUUAUUCUUCAAACCAUUUUAUGUCAAUUUUUUUGUUGCUGUUGUCGUUGUUGUAGAUGCAGCGGUCGUUGUUACGUUACUUUCAGAAUCUCAGAGACUAACUUACCAGGUCGCCAGCUUGGCCGAAAGCUUGUGGUCCCUCGGUAAAAUGGUCCCCCCCCCCCUUUUUUUACAUAACAAGACAUGUGUUAUAAAUGAAAUUUUAAAUUGCUUUAAAAUAUAAUAGACUUGUCCAGUUUUUUUCAUGUAUACCUUAUAUAUGACGUUUAUUACAAAGAUGUAAAAGACAGAAACAAAUUUUUUUUAAAAAAUAUAUAAAACCAUAAUAAAUUUAAAAUGUUGCUUUGAGAUAUGAAACGAUUUUAUUAAAUUUUUUUUGGAUGAAUCGAUGAUUAAAACUUUUAAAAAUACACGUAACGACCAAGAACGUGAUUUGGGUAGGGCAUUGUGGGCAUUUGCCCCCCCCCCCACUUUUUUUUCUCCAAAAUUUACAAGUGUAAUUUAAAUAUCUAUGUACUGUGGCGCCUCCAGUAAUAAACAACUUAACAAGCCGACAAGGUUUGGGUUUCCCCAUCGUCUUAAAAAAACCUUAAAUGACUCCCCUGAUAUCGAAACAAGGGUGCUUACAAACAGUCACUUCUUCUUGGUAGCCAUGGAGGUGAUACGGUUUCCACACAGAGUAAUGAAGGUUUUCUUCUUACUACCAAAUAUAUCCUACAUGGGGGCAAACCGUCCAAGUUUAAAUAGGGCUCGGAAGACACCUGUGUACUCAAUGUCGAAAUGGAGAUGGUUGGUUCCACCUCUAAAUAGAACCCUCUGUAAAUCGUGUGAAUAAACUUUUCCAAAUCACCGGAGGUGGGGAAGGAGUGGCAGCACGUCGCUCUAAGUUAUAACAAGGAAAACAUGAAUGAUAUGUUUAUAAUAUUGCAAUAUGUACAGAAACAACUGCACUGUAAUUAUAUUUAUCAUAUAUAUUUAUUUUAUACAAUCAGAAUAUGCAAAGUUUAUCAAGGCUUUUAACUCUUAAAAGAGAUAUAAGUUAAGUUCAUGGGGCAAAAUGUUGAGUAUUCCUUUUUUUUGUUGUUAAAUUAGAAUUUCAGUGCAGGACACACCUCUCUUUCUCCCCCCCCCUUUUCCACACACAUAUCUCUGGACAGAAUCCAUUUUUCUCCUACCAACCAAUAUUUUCAGACGCGGUCAGGCGCCAUACUCCUUAAAUCUUUUUUUUUUAAAUCUUUUUUUACUGGUUAUUAUUAGAUCUAUGUCAUUUCAAAAAUUAUAUUUUGUAACAAAUUUAACUGACCUGUUCCUCCGCUUUUAGAAUAUAUCAAAUAAAAAUAUCUAGAAUGGAAAGUUUUUGCCAGAAAGCAAUACUUUACACCUUCUUAAUAAACUGAAACGCAAGUAAAAAAAAUAAUGUUUUUAUUUGAUUUAUUUUUGUUUAAAGCAAUAAUAGCUGUUAUGUGAAUAAUGGUCGUGUAAUUCUUUUUUUUUUUUUUACACAAUAAAAUUAUUUCCACCAGUGCAACCGAACUUCUGUGCACAGAACCAUUGGGUGGAUGGGAUACAUCCUCAUCCCCAGACGUGCAGGAUGUACAUCGUGUGCAGCAACUCCAUGCCAACGUUCAUCAGUUGCCCCAAUGGUCAGCUGUUUGACCCCAAUGACAAAACGUGUGUGAGUGCACAAGUCGCCAGGCCGUGCAACGAUGCACCAAUCAAUGAAAAUUUAGGUAAAGAACAUUGCUUCUGUACAUGAACUAAAAGUGAAACGGAAAAUAAAAGAACAAAGUAUGUCAAAAGCUUAAAAUGGGAAAGAAACGGGACAAUCAAAGGAACGUUUCGUAUAGAAGACAUCAUCAGACGACCGAAAAAAAACAACAAGAAACAAAAGAGAAUGAGAAAAAUUAAAAUCAGUUUGUCAGUUGCGGGAAUCAUAUGAUAGAGAUAGGAAGGUGUCUAAAAAUCGAAAUGUACGUGUUAACAAAGAGCAGUGGUUCUCAACCUGUGAGUCGCGACCCCUUUGGGAGUCGAACGACCCUUUCACAAGUGUCGCCUAAGACACUGCAGUUAUGAAGUAGCAAAGGGAUGUAAUGUUAAGAAUGGUGCCCGCCACACCAUGAGGAACUGUAUUCAAAGGUCGCAUCAAUAGGAAGGUUGAGAACCACUGACAUAGAGAAACACAGUCCCACCCAUAUUGACCAGAUAAGUAAUGGCCGUCUGGGGCUAGUUUUUUUUUCCCUCAAGCUACUGGAGAUGCACCACUAUGAUUUCAACACAGCUUUUCCAAACAAGUCUGUUACAGUGUUAUGAAGGCAUCCACUGCUAAUGCAUUUCAAUGAUCUAGUCCCAAUUAUAAAAUAACCAAAAUGGCGGCCCACGCGUUCUCAAACUACGAAAUCGGAAAAAAUGUUUGAGGGGAUUUCUUUUUUUAUUCGCCGUAACUAAAAUAAAUAGAAAAAAAGAACAACAAAAAAAGAAAUGAGCCAAACAAAGUCUGGGAAAACCUGGGGAAAAAAGAGCACACCAAAACCGAACGUAUCGCCAAGAGCCUUCAUCAGUCUAACAACCUGAGUAAAAACAGAAUUAAUUUUUUUUUUUUAAACUUAGCUGAAAUGUAGUUUCCAAGAGGACAGCAAGAGGAAUGUCAAAAGAGAUUUUUUUUUUUUAAAUAACUUUUAUCAACUACUUCUUCUUUAUCCAGAUCCGCUAAAUACAUUAUUUUUUUUUUUACUUUAAUAAAUAUAUAUUUUACUCUUCCGCGCGUAGAGUCGGUGUGCACAACAGCCAGGGCGGACAUACUGUUUCUUCUGGACUCAUCCUCGAGCAUGAGUUAUCAAGAUUUUGCCCUGCAGCGCCGCUUCGUCAUCAACGUCACUAACUCGUUUCCUGUAGGCGCCGAUAACGUGCACUUCAGCGUGAUGGUCUUCUCCAACGAUGCUCAAAUUAAGAUCCCAUUUUCAGCGCAGCAGACCAAUGUUGGCCUAGCGAGCGUAAGUCUCAAUUUCGUAUCCAACCUCCACCCACCCCUCACACGCACACUCACACGAUCUUCGUGAAUGACGACACCAGACGCCUGCGACAGGGAUACUAUACGCAUGAGACAGGAACAUAUUAUGUGUUAUAGGCUGGGAAAGAGUUUUGCCUGUUUGUUAUUGACCUCUUCGCUUUUUGCUUAAUACGAUUUAAAGAAUAGAAAUUGAGAGGUUUGCUCAUAUGAUAAAGGUUCCAUUGUAAGAUAACUAGAAUUAUUAUUUACAUAAUCUAAUGGAUUUUUUGUAUAUUCAGAAUAUAGACAGCAUAUCGUACGUCGGAUCGUCUACGUUCACCCACACUGCCCUUGACCUGGCCAGGACCUUCGGCUUCUCUGCAGCAAACGGUGCUCGUCCAGGCACGAAGAAAAUUGCCAUUGUGCUGACCGACGGACUUUCAAACAACACGGCCCUGACCCUGAACGCGGCAGGCCAGCUGAGGCAGACCGGCGUCCACGUGUUAGCCGUGGGUGUCGGCCGCUUCGAUAGAACCGAGCUGGAAGGAAUCGCCACGAGGAUAGGCGAUGUGUUUUACAGGGACAGCUUUGACCUACUGCACGAGCUUAACGGAGAGAUCACAUCCAACGUUUGCAACGAAGGUGAGGUUUUAGCGACAUGGAACAAGGACGAUAUGUUUAUUAGGCUGGGAACUAUUUUUUUGCGACAUUGAACAACCACGCUAUGUGUAAUAGGCUGGGAAAGAGUUUUGCAACAUUGAACUGUAACGCUAUUUGUAAUAGGCUGGGUUUUAGUUUUGCGACAAUGAGAAAGGACCAUAUUAUGUGUAAUAGGCUGGGAAAGAGUUUUUGCGACAUUGAACUGUAACGCUAUUUGUAAUAGGCUGGGUUUUAGUUUUGAGACAAUGAGAAAGGACCAUAUUAUGUGUAAAUAGGCUGGGAAAGAGUUUUUGCGACAUUGAACUGUAACGCUAUUUGUAAUAGGCUGGGUUUUAGUUUUGCGACAAUGAGAAAGGACCAUAUUAUGUGUAAUAGGCUGGGAAAGAGUUUUGCGACAAUGAACUACAACGCUAUUUGUAAUAGGCUGGGUUUUAGUUUUGCGACAAUGAGAAAGGACCAUAUUAUGUGUAAUAGGCUGGGAAAGAGUUUUGCGACAAUGAACUACAACGCUAUUUGUAAUAGGAUGGAUCUAGUUUUGCGACAAUGAGAAAGGACCAUAUUAUGUGUAAUAGGCUGGGAAAGAGUUUUGCGAGAUUGAACAAAAAACCUGUGUGUAAUAGGCUGGGUACUAGUUUUGAGACAAUGAACAAGGACGAUGUCUAACAGGUUGCGAACUAAUUUUGCGACAUUGAAUAAUAACGAUUUUAUGCGUAAUAGCCUUAAAACUAGCUUUUUGACAUUGAAAAGCAACGCGCUGGGUCAUUGGCUGGGUAGUAGUUUUGCGACUUUGAACUACAACGCUUUGUGUAAUAGGUUUGGAAUUAGGCGCGAUUUAUGGUGACGUUAAUGAUUUGCGAUUUCAGAAAGGCGAUUGGGGACAAAUGUUAUAAGAGGCCAAACUUACAACAAUGGAAUUAUACACAGUAACUCUUGUCGCUUUGGUCUGUUUAAUUCUUUCAUUCUGGCAGCCGUCAUCCCUUUCUGUCAUAACAACGAAUCGUAUGCCGAUGUCAUCAUCGUAAUGGACUCCUCAGAGAGCAUCGGCUACAACAACUGGAGGAAGCAGUUGGACUUCGCGGCGAGUCUCACGAGCAAUUUCAGAAUCGGACCGAACGACAUGCGUUUUGCAGCCAUUUCCUACGGCACAGUGGUUCACAAGUUGUUUGAUCUCAAAUCCUACUCCCUGGCAUCCACGAUCGGCGGUGUAAGUAAUAUUUUAAAUAGCACGGUUGUUUGGCAGAACGCCAUCAGAUUAGGUAGAAGGAUAUUUAUGAAACAAGGUGUGGCAAAACCACAUGAAAGAAUAGGACGUAACAAAACUACGAGCGUGUCGGUCGACAGAUGCCUUCUUUAGCGAACUUUACUAAUAAAGAGUGACACAAUUAAUUUAUUUUUUUUUUUUUUUUUUUUUUUUUUUUUUUUAUAAAGUUAGAUUGGGCGGCUGAGUUUAAGAAACAAAAUAAUAAGGUCUUUGGUCUAUGAAUAAAAUUAUAUUUUUUUAAAGUUAGAAAAAAACGACCUCCUUCAUUGACCUCUGUUGUGUUCUCUUUCAGGCCAUAAAACUAGCAACUUACCAGGCUGAAAGCACAAACACAGCGUCGGCCCUCAAAUACAUUACCGAUCAGGGCAUGUUCAACCUGGGAGCAGGUGCGAGGUCUGGUGCGACAAAGAUCGUUAUCAUCAUGACAGACGGACAGUCCAACAACCCAGCGGACAGUAAGUAGCAUAACUGGCAUUUCCUCUCGGGGCUUCACUCUAAAAAUAGACUCGGGCAAUCGGACAGUAAUUCUUGAUCGCUGUUAUUUGUUUUACAUUAAUUUACACCAGUUAAUGUUGAUGAACUUUUUGAAGUAAUGAUCAUGUGAGUUCCCAAUAACCCCUCCCCCACCUCCAAUUAUUUAAAUGACUGCAUCAGUUACAAGCAUUGCUUGAGUAUGAGUGUCAGUAGACUCCCCAAUUUGACUUUUUUUGUAGGAUAUUUAUCACUUUUUCCAUUGAGGUUUGUUCAUUGUUUGGUACCAGCCUUACGUCACCUAUAGAACUAUUCAUCGAUUUCCUGUUUAAAAAAAAUAUCUUAUUUGAGACUUAGAAGUCUUAUAUAAUAAAAUAUAGACUUGAGAAAGUUCCAAAAAUGUAUUAAAUAAAAAUUGAAGACUUGAGAAUGUUAAAAAAAAUGUCUUAUUUAAGAAUUUUAAGACUUAAAAAUGUUUAAAAAUGUCUUAUGUAAGAAUUUGAAGACUUUAGAAUAAUAAAAAAUGUCUUUUGUAAGAAAUUUAAGACUUGAGAAAGUUUAAAAAAUGCCUUAUGUAAGAAUUUGAAGACUUAAGAAGAAUAAAAAAAUGUCUUAAAUUUAAGACUUGAGAAGGUUUUAAAAAUGUUUUAUGGAAAAAAUUUAAGACGGAAGAAAGUUUUAAAAAAUGUCGUAAGUAAGAAAUCUAAGACUUGAGAAUGUUGAACGCUUACAAUAUCACUUUUACUACAACAAAGAUGGCGGCGUCCUUUCUUUUUUCUCAACAUGUUUUGCGAAAACACAUGCGACGGAAAAUAGAGCUUAGCCAAUUUACUUAGUUAAUACACGUUUAUAUAUACACUUUUACCAAGGAUUCAAGUUAUUUGAUGCAAAACACAUUAAUGGUUCAGGAUGCAUAGUAAAUCAUAUCGUUCUUUUUCAAAUUACUAAUAGAGAUAAUGCUUGAAACAAACAGUGCAGAUUCUAGAAAAUACUAACUCUAUGUGUUAAAAUUCCAUCAGCCCAGGUCGAAGCAUCAAACCUCAUUGCUCAAGGUGUCCACAUGAUCGCCAUUGGGAUCGGUAACGCUGUUGACUUCCGUGAGAUCAUAGCGAUGUCCAGCUCUGAUGCCGACAGAUUCCACUCACCCGGUUAUGAAGUACUCUACAGACUCGAGGCGGAGGUCAAAAAUAGAACGUGUAAUAGUAAGUCGAUGAGCCCUAAAAGAACAUUGUUUCACACUAUUUCAGUACAAGAAAAAUGGGACCGGUCAGUCUAGAGAAAGUGAAAUCGUUUAAAAGAUGUUGGCCGAUCAUACACGGCAUGGACAAAGACACUUCAAAUUAUAGUUCAUUAAUAAUUGUUGCGACUGGAUGUUUUAAGUACGCUCGGUGUGCUUUUGAGAGAUUAAUUAGGUAG